Diutina rugosa is the source of this 1347-nucleotide messenger RNA. Its product is annotated as F-box protein. The record is from RefSeq and is a predicted model, not a curated record. Bases 1 to 1347 code for a protein of 448 amino acids. The transcript has a single exon. Gene Ontology annotation, molecular function: protein binding. NCBI's taxonomy places the organism in Eukaryota, Fungi, Ascomycota, Pichiomycetes, Serinales, Debaryomycetaceae.
AUGGCCGACGAUAUCUUAGCACUCGUUGAAAGCACUGUGGCCGAGUUUCGACAGCAGCUCAACGAUGUAGUGGAAGCCCAGAACUCUCGCCUCGACGAGCUUCGGCGUCAGAUCACUCUGGGGGUCACCAGCCAUCAGCCGCCCAUCUUGCCCGAUGAAAUCAUGUUGGAGAUAUUGUCGUAUAUCGACCAGACGGACUGCGCUCGCUUUUGCCAGGUGCUGAAGCGAGCCAAUCGUUUAGGACGAGCAAAAUUGUUGCGCCAUUUAGUGGUGGAUCUGCUGGCGCCACUGAUCCUUAGUCCUCGCUACGGAAGCACUCCUUUUUACCAGAAUUAUACGGUGGUGCGGUUCCAACGGUUCUUGGAAUUGACAUUACGUCCCAACAGCUACUUACAGCCACUGCUUGUGAAGCUGGUGGUGUUCAAUCGAGUGGGACUCCCGCAGAAGUUUUACCGCAUGUUCAAUGAGAAGUUCACCACUACCGAAGUCAUCGUGCAACAAGACGACCCGCUCGUGGCACAGAUACCACAUGCUGACGCCUACCCAACUCGCCUUCAAGUGUACCCUGACCAAUGGCCCCUGGUGGACCAAUUCGGCCACUGCUUACAGUACCUCCAAAUCAACUGCUUUGGCGUCGAUAUCCCCGAGAUAUUGGCUCGACUCGCUCACUUUGACCACUUACACACUCUCUCAUUGUACCGGGUGAACUCGCUGGAGACGCUGGUGGCGCCGGGAGCCACGCUUCGUCUCCGCCUGCUUUCGGUGGACGGCGUGAUCAAUGCUAUUCCGUUGGAGGCGAUCGACUGGCUGAAUUUACGCCACCUUCACUUCGACUACACCGGCGACGACUACGCCAACGCCCUUGCCCGCAAAUUGGCUCGUCUCCAAACACUCCUGCUUCAAGAUAAGACGGUGAGAGCGUUUCUGGACGAUCCGAACGUGAUUGAUGGCGACGAAGAACGGCUUACGGAAAUGAGAAAGGAGUUCUACUACGGGCUUAAGUGUGGCCGUCUGCUUAACAUGCUCCGAGUCCAUUUCAGACUGAAGCCCUACGACUUGACGCGAGUGUACGAUUUGCUCGUCAAGUUUGACGACUGCCUCCAAGUACUUGAUAUAGACUUUGGACGGUACCUCAAUCCGCGUAUCUGGGUCGAUUUGACGGCGUUGCCGAGCAAAAUACACCGCGGGGUGUCCGAGAGUGACCGCGACCAGAUCGACGACUUCCACGCCAUGUGCUCCUCCGAGGGCGCGUUCCCGCGACUCCGUUACCUCAUGGUGUACGGCCACAGUUACUACCAGCUUACAAAGACGUUUGGUUACUACAUUAGCAGCAAAGCAAUCCCCUAA